Messenger RNA from Alnus glutinosa, 1806 nucleotides. RefSeq names its product 3,9-dihydroxypterocarpan 6A-monooxygenase-like. Gene Ontology annotation, molecular function: heme binding; iron ion binding; oxidoreductase activity, acting on paired donors, with incorporation or reduction of molecular oxygen, NAD(P)H as one donor, and incorporation of one atom of oxygen. Gene Ontology annotation, cellular component: membrane. Bases 71 to 1669 code for a protein of 532 amino acids. The record is from RefSeq and is a predicted model, not a curated record. The transcript is spliced from 2 exons. NCBI's taxonomy places the organism in Eukaryota, Viridiplantae, Streptophyta, Magnoliopsida, Fagales, Betulaceae.
GGUAUUAGAUAGUUCUCCUCGCACACUCUUGGGGGCCUAAAUAAACCUGAAGAAAGCAAUUCCUUAAGCUAUGUCAAAACUCAUGGCCGCCAGUAAUUCUAAUCUUGUGGAUUACUCCUUCCUGUUUUUGAUUUGGAUUGUUUCAAAUCUCAUGGUGCGUUUCUUGAUCAAAACAUGCACCAACUCUCGCGCCACAGUUCGGAACCCACCAACCCCACUAGCUCUACCAAUUCUGGGUCACCUUCAUCUUCUAAGCAAGAAAUUACCAGAGUCAUUCGAAAGCUUAGCUCGAUGCUAUGGCCCGCUCAUGCAGAUACGUGUUGGCGGAACAACUUUUGUUGUCGCUUCCACUGCCGCUGUCGCAAAAGACAUGUUGAAAACACACGAUAGCGAGUUUGCGUCAAGGUGUGAAUUUGGUCCGACGGAAUAUAACAUAUACAGUGGAGCAGGUUUUAUUACAGGCCCUAAUGGUAGCUAUUGGCGGUUCAUGAAAAAGCUAUGCAUGACCAAGCUGUUUGCCGGCCCUCAGCUAGACCGGUUCAACCAUAUCCGAGAGCAAGAGAAUACAAAUCUCCUAAAAUCGCUACUGAAGAGAUCUAGAGAAGAGGAGGCGUGCGAUUUAUCUACGGAGUUGACGACCUUGACGAAUAACUUGAUCUGUAGAAUGGCUCUGAGCAAGAGAUGUUCCGACAACGCCACCGGAGCCAAGGAAGUCCGGACGUUGGUUCUGGAAAUUACGGGGCUUGGGGCAAAAUUGGGUGUUUAUGAAGUGUUUGGUCCUUUGAAGAAACUUGACAUCUUUGGAAAUGGGAAAAAGCUCGUGGAGGGGCUAUGGCGGUAUGAUCGGUUUAUGGAGCAGAUCAUGAAGGACUACGAGGACGACAUGGUAGGCGGCGAAGGGAAAGAAGGGGCAGAUCUGAUGAGUAUUGUGUUGGAGGCUUAUAAAGAUACAAAUGCGGAAGUGAAGCUAACAAGAAAGCAGAUCAAGUUUUUCUUCAAGGAACUAUUUAUGGCAAGCAUUGAUACUUUAUCAGCAGCCAUACAAUGGACCAUGGCCGAGCUCAUCAACCAUCCCCAAGUAUUCAAGAAGCUUAGAGAGGAGAUCCACACGGUUGUGGGGUCCAGCAGGCUAGUCAAAGAAUCGGACGUCCCAAACCUCCCUUACUUGCAAGCGAUUGUGAAGGAAUCCCUAAGACUACAUCCUCCACCACUCAUCCACAGAGAAAGCACCAAGGACUGCAAGAUCAACGGCUUUGAUAUAAAGGCUAAGACUAAAAUGGUGAUCAAUGCCUACGCCAUCAUGCGGGACCCGGACUAUUGGAAUGACCCGGGAGAGUUUGUACCGGAGAGAUUUUUGGUCAACUCCAAUGAUAAUCUCCGCAGUCAACAUCGGAUGGAAAUCAAGGAUCCCGAUUUUAAUUACCUUCCGUUUGGAGGUGGAAGGAGAGGAUGCUUUGGUGCGACGCAUGCAUUACUGGUGACGCAUGUGACAGUUGGAGCCUUGACCCAAUGUUUUGAUUGGAAAGUCAAAGAUGGGGAGAAGAUAGAUGUACACGUAGGGUCAGGAUUUUCCGGGCCAAUGGAGCUUCCUCUUGUGUGUUAUCCAAUUACUCGUUUUGAUCCAUUUGAGGCAAAGGCAACCAUGAAAUUUCCUUCAAAUGGAUCUUAAUUAGUUUGAGCAUACUGCUGAUCAGUUAUGUGCGAUAAAUUCAUCCUAGUCUUUCAAGGUGUUUUCUGGAGUAUUAGCCGAUCCAGGCAAUAAUAUUUGUGGUUUUUAGUAAUAAUACAAGCUUCUUUUUUUUUUUU